UCCAGAAGUCCAGACACCUCACUGUCCCCUCCUUGUACCACAGAGGACAGGGCUCCUCCUGCUGUGUCCCUACUCCCUCAACAGCCCUGCCCCCACCAGGAGAACAGGAUGUCCUAUGAAAGAAAAACCGAUAUCUUUGACAUCUCCAGGUUAAUGCUCAAGUACCCAUGGCUGGAAUAUCGAGACAGGACCAAAGAACUCAGAGAAGCCAUGGCUCCUGUCCGCCUGCCCAUGUCCUGCUACCAGGUGCCGAAGGAAGUGUACCCCCCGAGUCCAGACUGCUGGCGACAGCACUCCCAAAAGCCCAGUGUGAUCCCUUACUGCUACUCGGAGACGCCUGAGACUGACAUGCACUGGAACAUCCUGUAUAAUCAGCAAGAGGAAUGGGAGACCCAGAGGAUGUUAGCGAAAAUGAGAGACCAGCCGAGGUACCUCCAGCAGGAGACUCACAUCCAGAACUUCUAUCUCCCCAUGAACAAGCUGACUUCAAAAGCUCAGGCAAUACCCGAGCCCUUGGAGCCCACCAGGGACCCUCUGAAGUGGCAAAGAUUGAAGGAACUCAUGAAAAGCCUGAAAUCUCCCCAAGAGGAUGAACAGCUGUACGCAGCACAGGCUCUAGGGUACUUGGACGUCAGUGACAAGUUUGUCAUGGAGGCACUGUGGCAGGUGGGAAAUGGAAGGUCUCAGAAGCCAAGUGCUUGCCUAAGGCCAACUGCCAAGGCCCAAACUGGUUCAGAGAAAGUGAAGUAUGAGGCCUAUCGAUCCCUGGCCAUCCUGGGCUGUCUGAAUAAGCACGUGAUCCAUGCCCUCAUCAAACAGCUGAAGGGGCAAGAUGAGGGUCGAAGGAUGGAGACUCUGACCGGGCUGCGAGUGGCUCUGAACUCCUGGGCGGCUGUCCCUAAAGACAAGAGGACUGAAGUUGGGGAUGAAGAAAAGCUGGUGCUUGUGUUGCAGACACUGAUGAAGAAGUUGGUAAAUGAAGCAGCCCUGGAAGCAGCCCUGUGCUUGGGUUUCCUGAGGCCCUGCAGUGACAUGGCCCAAGAGUUCUUGCUGCAGUGCCUAUGCCAAGGGCCCAAGACCCAGCGGAUGAAGGCACUUAGGAUGCUGGUCAAGAUGAUGCACGUUCACUCAGCUGCAGUCAUCAUGUCCAUCCUAGAGCAACUGUGUUCUUCCGCUGUCCUUGACGACCGCUAUGAAGCCACCCAGAUGCUCAGGACCAUUGGGCUGGAACAGAUCCAGGCACAGGGGCUAGAGGAACUCACAUUCGACCUUCUCAGGAGGAAGACGCAUAACGAACCCUUCCUUGCUAUGAGGCAGGCUGUGGUGGAAACUGUGGAAGAGCUCAGGAUGAAGCCCGUGAUGAUGAACACAGUGGAGGAGCAACUGAUGGACCCUAACGCGACUACACGCCAGGAGGCAAUUACUUCUUUGGGAGUCCUGGGGUUCCGCAGCCCACAAGUGUUUCAUCUGCUUCUGGACAUGCUGGACACAGAAGAGAACCAGGCUGUGAAGAAAAGUCUACAAGAAACACUAGUCCUUUGGUCUUCAACUGAUCCCUGGAUCCAGAGCAAGCUGAAGAACAAGAUUUUCUUAGCAUAUGAGGCACCUAAGACCAAUGUGGAGGCAGCGUUCACAAGGUUCCGCAAGAAGCCCGAGACCCCAGAACAGCUAACUAUCCAAGACUUCCGCCUUGCUAGGCUAAGUCCCUUGUUGAUUGCAAAGGCCAGCACCAAGAUGGACCAAAAGAAAAGGUUGCCUGCCUUCCUGCCCUGUCUCCCACAGGACAUGGGCCACAGCCCAUAGAGCCCUGACAACCAAAGAUGAGGAAACAGCUCCGGAGUCUUUCUGGGACCUCCAAAUAGGUCAACUCACUCGGCCUGGUCCCCACGCUCUCCCCAAGGAUGCUUCUCAAGCUCCCCCGAGAAAAUCCAUACUUACCUUCCAUGAAUAAAUGAGUAUCACUACACCUCUCUGGA
Oryctolagus cuniculus (rabbit) is the source of this 1976-nucleotide messenger RNA. NCBI's taxonomy places the organism in Eukaryota, Metazoa, Chordata, Mammalia, Lagomorpha, Leporidae. The record is from RefSeq and is a predicted model, not a curated record.